Molecule: messenger RNA, 1152 nt
Organism: Fonsecaea multimorphosa CBS 102226
Lineage: Eukaryota; Fungi; Ascomycota; Eurotiomycetes; Chaetothyriales; Herpotrichiellaceae
Exons: 1
Coding region: 1-1152 (383 amino acids)
Biological process (GO): regulation of DNA-templated transcription
Molecular function (GO): DNA-binding transcription factor activity
Source: RefSeq, a predicted model, not a curated record
AUGUCCGGAAAUAAAGGUCAGGUCAAGCGCAAAGCAGUGAAGUUGGCGAUACCGCAGCCCGGGGAAAACGCGGCCGAAAGGAAACGGGUACUCAAUGUGCUUGCCCAACGACGAUAUCGCCAGAGACGGAAAGAGCACAUCAAAAAGCUCGAAGCACAAGCAGCAGACGUGAAUGGGGAUCCCAACGUAUUCUACGAGCAGAGUCCUCAGCCGAGGAGCCCUACCAAAUCAGCAAACGCCGAUGGAUCACAGAUAGAUACUGGCAGUCAACCAUCGCAGCCAUCCUUUCAGACUCCAGACAUAUCGUUUGAGGACAGUGCUUGUGAUUACCCGUUCGAGACGGCGGGGGAACCGGCAUCGUUCCCUGCUCUCUCAGAUGCCUUUCCAAACUACGACGCAUAUUCCUUCGCUAGCAUGGCUACCGAGGAGCAGGCUCUCUGGGAUACAUCAGUACUAUUGCCUUCAUUGCCGAGCACACCCCUGUCAUCAUCGAAGCAUACAUCUUCGAGCAAGAGCGACACCUGGUCGCUGACACCUGUCCCAGCAGUCCAAGGGAGCCCGGGGACCGGUCAGACAACGCCUCAAGCACAGUCGAUGUUUGACCAGGAGAUGACAUAUUCCUUUCCUGAUGAAGCGCACCUGGAGAUGGCCGAGCUUACUUUACUGCGAGGGUGUAUGGCGAUCGCCAGACGCAUGAAAGUCCAAGACAUCAUAUGGUCCCUGACCGCGACGUCGCCGUUCGCCGAUCCAUCCACAAGCCUGGCACAAUUCAGUCACUUACCGAGCAAUUUGCAACCGACACUGAUACAAAUGACCAUCCCACACCACCCAGUUAUUGACCUUCUGCCAUGGCCGCAGGCACGCAACAGAAUGAUCCAAGUAUUGUCACAGCCCCCUGAAUUUCGACCUCCAGGGGCAGCCUCGCCAAUGGCACUACUGGACUUCGUGUAUGACCUGGAAGACAGCGCAGAGGGGGUGAGAAUAAGCGGCAGUAAUCCAUAUUCAGAGAUGAACUGGGAAGUCGGCGAAAAGGUGUUCAAGUCCUGGUGGUGGAUUCUUGAUAGGGAUAUUGUCCAGAGGAGCAAUGAAUUGCGUGCAUCGAGGGGGGCGCCGAUGCUAGGGAGCGGGAGUAUUCUGGGAGAGGUGGUAUAA